Colletotrichum aenigma is the source of this 2358-nucleotide messenger RNA. RefSeq lists its product as uncharacterized. The transcript has 3 exons. The coding region runs from base 1 to 2358 and encodes 785 amino acids. NCBI's taxonomy places the organism in Eukaryota, Fungi, Ascomycota, Sordariomycetes, Glomerellales, Glomerellaceae. The record is from RefSeq and is a predicted model, not a curated record. Gene Ontology annotation, molecular function: oxidoreductase activity.
AUGGCACCAAAAAUCCAGAAAGUAGCAAUCGCUGGCGCAACCGGCAACGUUGGUAGCCACGUUCUCAAAGCAUUGGUGAAGGAUGGAUUCCAAGUCACCGUUCUGACACGCAAGCAAGGGUCGUUUCCAGAGGGAGUCACAGUCAAGGUUGUUGACUACGUCUCACAUGACACCCUCACAGACGCCUUGAAGGGCAAUGAGGCUUUCGUUGAUUGUACUCUUGUCCAAGACGACACCCCUACUCGCAUGAUGGACGCUGCCGCUGCAGCUGGAAUCUAUCGGUAUAUCCCUUCAGACUUCAGCUUGGACUUCAACAACCCCAAGCCCCACACUCUGCCCAUCUGGUUCAAGAAAGAUGCGAACGACAAGUACCUCCUUAAGAAGUGCGAAGAGACCAGCAUGACCUGGAGCAUUGUUUGCAACGGCGCCUUUUUGGACUUCUGUCUACGCACUGGCUUCUUGAACAUUGACAUUCAAAAGAAGAAAAUCGACUACAUGAAUGACGGGAGCAACGUAAUUGCGUGGACCACCCUCGAGACUGUCGGUAAAGCAGUGUCUGGAACCCUGUCACACCCCGCUGAAACGGAGAACCGCCCUUUAUAUGUUCACUCUGUUUACAAGAGCCAGAGGCAGAUGGCAGAUCUUUGCAAGGAGGCUCUGGGGUCUGACGGAUGGGAGGAGACGAAGUCGGACAUGGAGGAGAAGUUUGCUUGGGCAAUGAAGGAGAUCCAGGCUGGAAACUUUAACCUGGGCGUGCUGGCAACUAUGAUUCAGUAUGCAAACUCCAGGGCGGACUUUUCUUCGCCUUGGCCGCAGGAUGAUAAUGCACUGUUGGGCUCUCCCCCAGACCCCUCCCCCCCCUACCUCCCUACCUCCACGACCGAGGGGCCUCACGCCCCCCCCUACCGGCCCUUGGGAAGGGGGCCACGAUCGGCCACCGCCGCCCUCCAGCAGGCUCGAGAGGGUCAAGCCCUCCGAGAUGAGGCCCUGGACCUCCUCGCCAGAGGCCUAGAUGCCCUCAUUGGGACGGCCCCAGCACGACUGAAGGCUACAGCCCAGGGCCUCAUCGAUACCUUUACCCGGUUUGCAACCGCAGAAAUCUCUGGACCCACCCCUGGCCCCGGCAGUGGAAAAACGUAUGCCCAGGCAGCUAGUAACUCUACCGCUAGGGGCCCCGGCCCCGGCCCCGGCUCCGGCCCCAGGUUGAACCCAGCAGCAGGCCGGCGGGCCACCAGCCGCACACGCCAGCCUAAGCAGACCCAGGACCUCCGCCUACUAGUUCGGCUCCCUGCAGAACACAUCCCUACCUCCAGAACCCUAGCCCCUCACUCAGUUAAGAUGGUGGUAACAAGAGAGCUUAACUUACAGCCGCAAGACCUAGUUGAGGUCCGCCAUACUGCUACAGGCUUCUCACUUCAGCCCCAGAACAAGGAGAUCCAAGCUUUACUUCUCCAGAGAGCCCCUGAGAUCAAAAGCUGCCUUACAGCUGAGAAGGUUGAGGUGCCCACUAAGUGGCAUCAGUAUAUCGUCCCAUUCUGCCCCCUCUACUUUACUAGCCUCGAUGGUAGUAAGGUUAGCAUAGAAUCUGAAAUAGAGGAAGAGGUCUUCCUAAAGACAAAGCAAAGACUUAUUUCCUGGCGCCCAACCUGGGAUAGCCCUGAUCUAGCUACAGCUACGCAAAGCCUGGUUAUCGCCCUCCCUCAAUGGGUUAAGGAAGGCUUCCGCCUGUUUGGACAGUCAGGUCCUGCUCGUCUGCUCCCCCCGAGGAAGCAUAUCCCUAAACGACACUCCCCUGGCUGCCAAGGCUUUCACUCAAACCGCUACUGCACCCGGAAACCCCUCUGCGAGAACUAUAGCAAACCCUUAGAUACUCAUGAGGCUGGGAUCUGCUUAGUUAGGCCUAAGUGUGCUAACUGUCAUGGGCCCUUCCCAGCAAGCCAUGCAGACUGCCCAGCUAGGCCCCUACUGGUUAACAGAAACCUUACUAUUCCAACCCAGAAAGAACUGCGAGGGAUCCAGAAGGUUGGAGAGAAGGCGUCUAACGACCUUCUAGCAAACCAGGCUAGCUCCCCAGGAAGCAGCACACAGCAAGCUGAGGCUAGGCCAAGCGCUACUUCUAAGCGCCCUCGACCCCUCACACCUACGCAAGACUCAAUUAUUGUUGCAGAUACUGCUAGUAUAGCUGGGAGCAGCAGUAUGGAUGAGGAUGAGGCUGAAGACUCUGAAGCCCUCCCCCCCCUAACUAACCGCCCUAUCCAUCCACUCCCAAGCAGCAGCAGGAGCCAGAGGGUAGCCCAGAAGCCUGACUAUAACGUUGUUAAUGCCUACACCCACCUCGACCUCGACUCAGAGCUAUAG